AUGAGAGUGGAGCGGGCAGCCAUGGAAAACUUGUUCAUGAAGACUUGCCGGCCGGUCCUUAGCGUGGCCAAAGUUUUCGGCCUCGUUCCUCUCUCUCUUCGAGGCCCUGUGUUCCCCCUGAAUGUUAUAUGGUUCGUCUAUUGCAUCCUCAUCUUCUGCGUCUGCUCGUGGGCUCUGUCCUUAAUAACUUUUCCUCUUCUCUCAAAUGACUUAAGGGAGCGAAUGGGAUACCUGAUGGUCUAUAUCAGUGUCGUAGGAAGUCAAUUCGCGAUCUUCAUCAUGGCGAUAUCGAGUUUCCUCCUUACGAUAAAGUACCGCACGUUUCGUCUUCUUUUACAAAGCGGAGAAAUGGACUUUAAUGAGCAAGAAUUUCGAAUGAUUCGCUUUCGGGUUUUCUUUGUCGCCAUUGCGCAAGGAAUUUUUUGGCUCAUAUUGAUCAUCUUGGCCUUUGCUAUAUCUUGGUCCAUGGUGACUUCGAUCCCGAUGGGGUUUGCCUUUUUACUGGCAUAUUUGUUGCCCUCACUUGAGGAAACGCUGUUCUCAUCCGUAAUGCUUGGGAUUGGAGCGAGCUUCGAGUGCCUGAAUCGACGAGCGAAAACUUUCGUCCAUAAAGACGAUGGGAAAGCACAAGGUAUUCGAGGAGAGGGGCAAGAAGUUGUGGAAUCAAGCAAUUCUGAUCAGAGGAUCUUAUCCAAUGAAGGCAGCUCAGACGGAAUGUGGCAUUCAGAUGGAAGAACCACAACCGUUUCACAGGAAGGAGAGCAGAUUCGCCAUCCUCGCUGGCGGACGACUGCUCCAACGAACGCCAUCAAUCCAGUCGAUGGCAGAAAGAUUGCUUCGCCGAAUGCGGUUAAUACGGUCGAUGGGGUCGAAUUCAUCCAGACCUUGAGAUGCCGUUACACCCACUUGUGUCAUCUUCUCGACCUCUCCUCUAGCCUCUUCUCGGAAAUUCUGCUCUUGAAGGCUCUCACGACCUUUGCGACAGCUCUCUUCAUGGCCUUCAUCCUCAUAGCUCCCGUCCUGACAUCCUCGCCGGCGGCAUUUCCUUUUCUUGAGUACAUACCUGAGUUCAUCCUGACUGCGACGAAACUACUGUCAACCUGUCUAGUCUGCCGAAACGUCAAAAACAACAGAUGGGAAAUGUCAACGAUCCUUUCACGGGCGGCUGGGAAAACCAUCGUCGACUCCUCUUUCUUGAAGCAGGGAAAUUUCCCGGAGUUGGAAACCAGUGACUGCCUGCGGCCUGUUCGAGGUGGAUCUCCCGCUUCUUNGAAAGCACAAGGUAUUCGAGGAGAGGGGCAAGAAGUUGUGGAAUCAAGCAAUUCUGAUCAGAGGAUCUUAUCCAAUGAAGGCAGCUCAGACGGAAUGUGGCAUUCAGAUGGAAGAACCACAACCGUUUCACAGGAAGGAGAGCAGAUUCGCCAUCCUCGCUGGCGGACGACUGCUCCAACGAACGCCAUCAAUCCAGUCGAUGGCAGAAAGAUUGCUUCGCCGAAUGCGGUUAAUACGGUCGAUGGGGUCGAAUUCAUCCAGACCUUGAGAUGCCGUUACACCCACUUGUGUCAUCUUCUCGACCUCUCCUCUAGCCUCUUCUCGGAAAUUCUGCUCUUGAAGGCUCUCACGACCUUUGCGACAGCUCUCUUCAUGGCCUUCAUCCUCAUAGCUCCCGUCCUGACAUCCUCGCCGGCGGCAUUUCCUUUUCUUGAGUACAUACCUGGGUUCAUCCUGACUGCGACGAAACUUCUGUCAACCUGUCUAGUCUGCCGAAACGUCAAAAACAACAGAUGGGAAAUGUCAACGAUCCUUUCACGGGCGGCUGGGAAAACCAUCGUCGACUCCUCUUUCUUGAAGCAGACGUUGGUGAACCUGUCCACCUUCUUCGUCGCACUGCUCCAGUUCCACCUCUCCUUCCCCCAAUCCGGAGGCCCUUCACCUCAUUAGUGAUUCGUGUGUGUAUUGAAUGUUAGUGAUGGGUUUUGAGAGCUCUGGAAGUUGAUGGAAUGUUUGAUUCGGAAGCUUGAGUUUCUUGGAAAUUCGUCUUUUUCGGACCCGUUUGUGUUUCGAGUCUAUACAACCUGAAAUCCGAAUUAAUAUACUUUGGUUGUGC
Molecule: messenger RNA, 2107 nt
Organism: Darwinula stevensoni
Lineage: Eukaryota; Metazoa; Arthropoda; Ostracoda; Podocopida; Darwinulidae
Source: the annotation of a GenBank genome assembly